This is a messenger RNA of Rosa rugosa (rugosa rose), 1203 nucleotides long. RefSeq names its product 2-hydroxyisoflavanone dehydratase-like. The record is from RefSeq and is a predicted model, not a curated record. The coding region runs from base 56 to 988 and encodes 310 amino acids. Gene Ontology annotation, molecular function: hydrolase activity. The transcript has a single exon. Lineage: Eukaryota; Viridiplantae; Streptophyta; Magnoliopsida; Rosales; Rosaceae.
GGUAGGGGCUUUAUAUGUGUAUACAAAGCUAGCUUUUCCCUUGGGUAACUUGCACAUGAAAAUGGAACCCCCACCAUCACCGAUCAUCACUGAUGAUGUAGCCCAUCAAUUCUUCCCCUUCUUCAAAGUUUACAAAGAUGGUCGUGUAGAGAGGUUCAUGCCUUCUGAGAAACAUCCUCCCUGUGAUGACCCGAGCUCCAGUGUCCGGUCUAAAGAUGUCGUCAUCUCCUCCGAACCGGUUGUCUCGGCCCGGGUUUUCAUGCCCCGAAUACCCAACAACCCGGAAAAGAAGCUCCCUCUCGUGGUUUACAUUCACGGUGGCGGGUUCUCAAUAGCCUCCGCUUUCCACUCGGGUUACCACAAAUACGUGUCCUCCCUUGUCGCCAAAGCCAACGUCAUCGCCGUCUCCGUCGACUACCGGCUUGCCCCGGAGCACCCAAUACCCGCAUGCUACGACGACUCGUGGGCUGUACUCAAAUGGGUGGCUUCCCAUGCAAAUGGGGAUGGCCCUGAUCCAUGGCUGAACUGCCAUGCAGAUUUGGGUAGGGUCUUUUUCGCGGGUGACAGUGCCGGGGCGAAUAUUUCCCACAACAUGACAUCUCGGGUCGGGUCAACUGGGUUACCGGGAGUGAGGAUAGUAGGAGUCGCUUUGGUGCAUCCUUACUUUGGUGGUACGGAAGAUGAUAAAAUGUGGUUGUACAUGUGUCCGGAGAAUGGCGGGUUGGAUGAUCCGAGGCUGAAACCGGCCGUAGAGGAUCUGAGAAAGCUAGACUGUGAGAGGGUUUUGGUGUUUGUGGCCGGGAAAGACCAUUUGAGGGAGAGAGGGACUUGUUAUGUUGAGGCUUUGAAGGGAAGUGGGUGGAAAGGGACGGUGGAGAUUGUAGAGCAUGAGGAGGAGAGGCAUGUCUUCCAUCUGAUGAAGCCUGAAUCUGAGAAAGCUGUGGAUUUGAUGAAUAGGUUGGUCUCCUUCAUCAAUCAAGCAGAGUAGUCAAAAUUGUAUUGAACAUGUUGGAGCAAAUUAAGACUCAUUGGGAAAAUGUUGAUCAAGUUUGUCUCUUUGGACUUCUUCUUUUAAAUUAUGUAACUAAACGAAAUUACAUAAUUCGUCUUCCCUUGAUUUUGUAAGUUGAGUAUGAUAUUUCUCAUUUUUCACUUUAAGUUGUAAUGUCUGCAUCAGUACACUCAGCUAAAUUUUUCAGUUCA